GCGAGUAGCAGGUACAGGUAGUAACAGGAGGAAGACGUCGGCGAAGGUCUACGGUAGACAGCACUGCAGUACAGUAGAUGUAACAUAGUGCGAUCAGAAGAAAGUCGUUGACAGACCUUGGACUUGGUGGGCCUUAGGUAGACGCGUCGUGCUAAGAUCUCAUUUACGCGUGUCAGCCGACGAGUUCACGGCACGCCCAACUGUAACGGGACGUUAUGGAUGACAUGCUCUUUCAGUUGCGGUUCAGCUGCAAACAGCUCGAACGACUCUCCAAGAAGGCGGAGAAGGAUGAGCGACUGCAGAAAGCAAAGAUCAAGAAGGCUUUGCAACAGGGCAACGUCGAAGGCGCGCGAAUCUAUGCUGAGAACGCCAUCCGCAAGAAGAACGAAAGCAUCAAUUACCUGCGCAUGUCUUCCAAAGUGGACGCUGUGAGCUCCAAGAUCAAAAGCGCCAUGGCUAUGAAGCAGGUCACCAAGAAUAUGGGUGGUGUGGUGAAGGCACUUGACAAGGCCAUCAACUCAAUGGACUUGCAGAAGGUAUCAGCUGUCAUGGAAAAGUUUGAGCAGCAGUUUGAGGAUCUGGAUGUGCGGAGCUCAGUGUUGGAAGAUGCUAUGGGCACAGCCACAACCACAACUGCACCUGCAGCCCAGGUAGACCAGCUGAUCCAGCAGGUUGCUGAGGAGAGUGGCCUUGAAAUGAUUGACCAGCUCAACCAGGCAGGCCUAACACCGGCUGAUACCAUUGCUGCCUCCACAGGUCGCCCACAGGCCGCUGAGGAUGCCCUCACCAAGCGCCUUGCAGCGCUACGUGACUGAUGGCUGCUGCAGGUGUGGUUGUGGUGGUCACCUAGAAUUUCCUUAGUCGGGCAAUGUGAAAGGGAUCAGGUUGUCCAGCCUUUCUGUUCUACACAGCAUGUUUUGCACUGUGUAGGAGGUCUGCUAUGCUGCUGUAUGGCCACCAAUGCCAUCUUUUAUAAAUGUGUUAAGAAGAGCAUAUGGUGGCAACUUACAAUUUAAUAAGCAUCUUGACUAGUUUUGUAGUAGUACUUGCAUCCACUCCCAUUUUCUAGCCCAUUUGAACUGCACCACGUUUCAAGUUUACUUUGCUGGCAGUGGCACUUUUAGCAUGCUUUAUAGUUUUUUUCUCUUUGUUCGUUCAAUGCUUUUGAAAUCCUUUGUAAGCAAUGACUGAAGAACUUUAUUUUGUGAGAGAUACAUUAUAAUGGGCUUUUAAAAAAUCAUUGAUGGCAGCUGUAAGCUGUUGUUAAUCUGGCAUAAGCUUGAAUGCUUAAUACACAAGCUGUCUCAACAGUAUUGGUAGUGCUCACAGAAUCAUAGCUGUGCAAUGCUUGGACCACUUCCUUGGUUGAGGUAGAGAGCAAUGCUGCUCUAAACAACACUGGCUGACGGCACAGUGCAUUGAGCUGUAGCCACAAAUAUUGGAGACAGUCAUUCGACUGUGUGCGUGUAUCAGCUAUGUUAAAGGGGUACUGACACCAAUUUUCGAAGGUUAGUUUACUCUACCAUACAAAUCUCCUGUAUACAGAGACUGCUCUGAGCAAGUGUGAAGCUCAGUAAAUGCUGAUAGGAUAUUUUAUUUUGACAUCAAAGUCAAAUUUAGCAUGGCAAACCUACUGAUAUCGACACCAUCGUGAUGUCAGGCCGUGUCAAUUCUGGCGACUUCAAGCUCCAUUGUGGCUAGUUGUGAUGACGUCAGGUACCAAAACAUUUAAUAUGGUCACUUGUGCAUCACCAAAAACAUUCAAAAUGGCUGCUUGUGCGUCACCAAUGGAGCCAUGGAGCGGAGCUGCCGUGGAAACAUCGCGACAUCUUACGCGAGCAUGUGGCGAGAAGCUCAUGCCGUGUUGUGACGUCAGGGUACAGUAGGAACCGAAACUAGCUUUUUAAAACAUGCUGUAAUUACUUUUUCAGGGUGUACUCAUGGUUACCGGUACAUUUUCUAGGCUCUUGAGGGCUUGGCCUUUCAUUUGACUGAAAAAAAAAAACAACUGUAAAUGUUCGUGUCAGUACCUCUUUAAGACAGUAGAAUUCCUCUUUAGAUGCACAGAUAAAGUGGUGCCUUUUUGUACAUCAUAGCGACAACCACCAGGUUCAGGCGAGGAAUUUAGACAAGUACCAGCCCUGCAGCUUUGCCAGUAUUUCUUCAGCGACAUUAUACUACACACACAUAACAAAUUUACCCGAAGUGAAAUUCUGUGCUAGUUGGCCCUCAUGGCACACUGUGUACCAUUGCAAAGUGGUGCACAUGACUAGUAUGAUGUACUAUACACGCAGUGGUAUGCAGCACUUAUUAGGGAAGACGCUACAGUGAGAUCAUUUCAGUAUGUUGAUUUCUUCAGAGAUGUUAUUCAGUGGCAAGUAUUCUGGCAGUAAAAUUGGAUAGCUUUUUCACCUCCCAUUCUCAAUGGUCAUUGUUUGUUUGCUGUGUACCUUUGCUUGAUAGCAUGCUUUUAUGAAAUGGGUACAAUUGAAAUCAGAUGCUCUUUUAUUAGGGUCCAUGGAGCUGAUUCUUUUUGUGGUGAUUAUUUUUGGUGUGUGUUUUUUAUUAUGUAGUGCUACUGCAAGGUAUAUACUUGCAGCGUGCUCUGUGUAGGCAUUCUGUGUGGUUUUUGAUAUUUGCACAAUUUUUUCAUUAACAACACAUUUUUUUUUCCUUUUUUCUUGUGCUUUAGUUCCAAAACAAUCAUAGCAUAACUGUUGAAACAUUGUUAACUAAGGAUAAGCAUAGUCUGAAAUUGGUAAAAAGUUGUGGUAUAGUUGUCAUGUGUUGCUCAUAAAUACUAAUAUUAGGAGGCAUGCAAGGUCGUUUUUAAAACUGUGCUAUGCACACCAAGGGAUAUGAAUGUACAUAACAGUUACUAAACAGUUGGGUGUAUGUUGUAUUCUAAAAUAUUGCCUGCUUUCUUCUUAAUUUGGAAAGAACUGUCUGCAGGGCAGACAUUUGACAGUUUGAUGACAGCUUGAUGACAAAAAUGACAGUUUGAUGUCAUUUUGGAUUGAACAGUUUUCUCAUAAACUCAAAAAAUGUCAAUGGAAUGUAGGAAAAGUCUGGCUUGCAUAGUCUCUCACAAUAAUACCUAGAGGAAAAUGUAGUGCCACCAUCUAUGCAAGUUUCAUAAGGUGCACUGUGCCAUCUUGGAACGAUGGUAUAUGUACCUGCGUGGCUUGUGUUGGCUGUCAUUGAGCGAGGCUUGGUCUGGAUACAGCUGGAUACAGCUGCACAAAGACAGUUUCUCUAAAAUGAAACCUUCAUAAACAACUUUCAUUCACCUGUAUAAAGUUUUACAAUAAAGGUUUACUCACCUGCAGGGCAUAAGCUAACAGCAAAAGAAAGAAACAGACGGCAAACUGUUGCAGAGUGAUUGCUGCCCUAGUCGUCUGUCUUCCGACUUUAGCGGCCAGUCGCAACUUUUUGUGUUUCAUAAAUUUAUGCAUCUAAGCAGACGUUUGCAAAGUUAAAUAAAACUUGUUUCUGUGUAAUGAUAAGAAGAAAAAAUAGUUCACUGCAUGCUGCUUCAGUACAAAAUUAACCAUCACGACACAAAGAACGCUUCCAACCAAAUGCGUCUUCGAGGUGUUUGGGCUCUUCUUGAACGAUGCCAAUCCAUAUCCGACACAUCCCAGCAUUCCCAUGCAUACAACAGCGUCACAGCACCAGUUUCCUUUCUAGACAAUUGUAAGAAACUAUGCUUGCUUUUAAACUAAACAAGUAGACAAAAAAUUACCUGAGUGCAAGGCAACUCUUGGUGGUGCUGUAUUAGUUUGCGCAUUGUAUAAUACACCAGGUUUUGUGGUGCAUUUUUUCUCUAUAAAACUUGGUUUAUGUUAUUGGGAACACCCUCACACAAAAGAUAUAGAGUGGUUGUAGAAACCACAAACUUCUGACAGGCCAUGACACAUGUUGAAGACAUGCAGUGAACAAUUCAGUGAAAAAUGUUAGGCAUAACUUUAAAAGACCUGGGAAGACAGUGGUAGGAAAUAUACAGCAAACAGGGGUAGCAUAUAUUCUAGUCAACAUAAAGAGAAAAAAAAAGAAGAGCUGGGCAAGUCAUGUAAUGCAUAGGCAAGGUAACCAAUGGUGUGUUAGAGUUACAGAAUAGGUGUUAAGGAAAGGGAAGCACAGUUGAGGAUGCAAGUUUGCAGGCAGAAGAUUGAAUAGCUUGUGCAAGACGGGGGUAAUUGGAGAUCCCUGAGAGAGACUUCUGCACAGCUGUGAACACAUAAAUAGGCUGGUAGUGAUGAUGAACUACACAUGAAUGUCCCCAAAUAUUUCAAGUGUUUUACUUGUGUGAGCAUUGCAUUGGACAGCAUUGCAUGGCACUAGAACUAAAAUAAGCAUGUUUGGUUGUCUUUAUGUAACAAUGCAAGAUGAUAAUGCCUUAGCACAUUUUGUAAUGGAUCUUUCACUGAGUGUGGUUUGGUGUUAAUUGGUUUUAUGCUGCAGAAAACUAUGCCUGGAAGUAGUAAUUGAAGGCGGCCAGUGAAGUGCUACAAUUUGAGGGCUUUAUCAUGAAUCAAUAUCCCACUACUCGGGCAUUUUUAUGUUUUGUAUCCAUUGAAAAGCCUGGUAAUUGAAUCCACAGACUUCAGUGGUAAAUUACCAUUGCCUCUGAGCCGUCGUCGUAGUUCUCUUAUUUGCUCUACUUUUUUUCCCUACUGUGGUUUAGCAGAUAAUGCAUUGGAAAAGUGAACAGAAUAUCUUAUUAUUAUAUACAGGCUUUCACAGUAUCUCUCUCUGUGUAGAUGUUUAAUUGAGCAAAGCCUUCAUUCCACAGUCAACAUGUGACAGCGGUGUUUGAUACAGUUGGUAAGAUGUAUCACAUCAGUGGUCAGCACAUAAUUGUUCACACAGUGAUGGCAAACCAACAAAAACAACUCAAGGUAUACACUAAACUUGACAAACAUUUUCACCGAGUGAAUGUAUGGUUUUCAUACAUCUGGAUGCUGUAGUUACAGUUGAAUGCUCUGAGGUCAAGACUUUGUGCUUGGCAAGUUUUAUUUUGCUUUGUUGUAGGUAGGUACAAUGUGCCUGCCCCGUCUUGGCAGAGAUUGAAGUGAUGCUUACACUGUACAUACUGUAAUUAAAAGAUUUUAUUUCUGUCA
Rhipicephalus sanguineus (brown dog tick) is the source of this 5123-nucleotide messenger RNA. RefSeq names its product charged multivesicular body protein 1a. The record is from RefSeq and is a predicted model, not a curated record. Gene Ontology annotation, biological process: late endosome to vacuole transport; endosome transport via multivesicular body sorting pathway; protein transport. Gene Ontology annotation, cellular component: multivesicular body; ESCRT III complex. Bases 216 to 815 code for a protein of 199 amino acids. The transcript has 2 exons. NCBI's taxonomy places the organism in Eukaryota, Metazoa, Arthropoda, Arachnida, Ixodida, Ixodidae.